GGGUUGACCCGAAAUCAGAAGUGAUAAAAGAUGGGAGGAGGGUUGGUGCUCAGCCUGACCCAUUUCUCUCCAAAAUCACUCAAACUCUCUCUCCCAAGGAAUUACCAUUUCUGCCCUCGGAUUGCAUGCCGCUCCAUGGACCUCGACUCCGUCACCCAACGCCUCAGGAACCACAACCUCACCGCUCACAACCGCACUCUCCAAGAUCUCAAUUGGGACCAUUCCUUCGUUCGUCAAUUGCCCUCCGAUCCCCGCACCGAUUCCAUUCCCCGCCAGGUGCUGCAUGCUUGUUACUCCAAACUCUCGCCUUCUGCUCAAGUGGACAAUCCUCAGCUUGUCGCCUGCUCUCAACCAGUUGCCCACAUCCUCGAUUUGGACCACAAAGAAUUUGAGAGGCCGGAUUUUCCCCUUAUCUUCUCUGGUGCAUCGCCUCUAGUUGGAGCGUUGCCUUAUGCUCAGUGCUAUGGAGGGCAUCAAUUUGGCACGUGGGCUGGGCAGUUGGGGGAUGGUAGGGCAAUUACGCUGGGGGAGAUACUUAAUUCAAAGUCUGAAAGGUGGGAGCUGCAACUUAAAGGAGCAGGGAGGACUCCUUAUAGUCGCUUUGCGGAUGGCCUUGCGGUGCUGCGCAGCAGCGUCAGGGAGUUCCUUUGCAGUGAAGCAAUGCACCACCUGGGAAUACCAACGACUCGUGCACUUUGUCUUGUGACCACCGGGAAGCUGGUCACUCGAGACAUGUUUUAUGAUGGAAAUCCAAAGGAAGAACCUGGCGCAAUUGUUUGCAGAGUUGCCCAAUCUUUUCUGCGUUUUGGGUCAUACCAAAUACAUGCCGCCAGAGGUGAUAAGGACCUAGGCCUUGUUCGUGUUUUGGCAGACUAUGCUAUCAAGCACCACUUUCCUCAUAUUGAGAAUAUGAGUAAGAGCGAGAGCUUAUCUUUCUGCACUGGCGAUGAAGAUCACUCUGUUGUAGAUCUUACUUCAAACAAGUAUGCAGCAUGGGUGGUGGAGAUUGCCGAGCGUACUGCUUCCUUGAUUGCCAGAUGGCAGGGGGUUGGUUUCACUCAUGGUGUGCUGAACACAGAUAACAUGAGCAUUUUGGGUCUUACAAUAGAUUAUGGCCCAUUUGGAUUUUUGGAUGCUUUUGAUCCUAAAUUUACCCCAAAUACCACAGAUCUUCCAGGUCGAAGAUACUGUUUUGCAAACCAGCCAGACAUUGGUUUGUGGAAUGUUGCACAGUUCACCACAACACUACAAGCUGCUGAUUUAAUAAAUGAAAAAGAGGCUAACUAUGCUAUGGAAAGAUAUGGAACCAGAUUUAUGGAUGAUUAUCAGGUUAUAAUGACCAAAAAGCUUGGCCUCCCUAAGUAUAAUAAGCAGCUGAUCAAUAAACUUCUUGGCAAUAUGGCUGUUGACAAAGUUGAUUACACAAACUUCUUUCGUAUGCUUUCAAAUGUUAAAGCAGACACAAGUAUUCCGGAUGAUGAGCUCUUAGUCCCACUAAAGUCAGUACUGUUAGACAUUGGUAAAGAGCGUAAGGAAGCAUGGACCAGUUGGUUGAAAACCUAUAUACACGAGCUCUCUAGCAGUGGUAUUUCUGACGAACAGAGGAAAACAUCGAUGGAUUUGGUGAAUCCAAAAUAUAUACUGAGGAACUAUCUCUGCCAGACUGCAAUUGAUGCAGCAGAAAUAGGUGAUUUUGAAGAAGUCCGGAGGUUGCUGAAAUUAGUGGAGCAUCCAUUUGAUGAGCAACCAGGAAUGGAAAAAUAUGCUCGCUUGCCCCCAGCUUGGGCAUAUAGACCAGGGGUAUGCAUGCUUUCUUGUUCUUCGUGAGUACCCCAGAUACCAGAUAUAGGUCAAAAGAAUUAAAAAAAAAUUAAAAUACAAAAACUAGGAAUUAAGAGCAAAAAAUAGUGUGCUUGUAUUGUAUAUUUAGUCUUUUACAGUUUUUUUGGCUGCUUUACGGUUUAUUGACUUUUAUUUUUUUCUCACAUUAUAUCCAAUAGACCGUUCCCGAGUAUUAUUUCACAUCAA
Messenger RNA from Cajanus cajan (pigeon pea), 2028 nucleotides. RefSeq names its product selenoprotein O. Gene Ontology annotation, cellular component: chloroplast thylakoid. The record is from RefSeq and is a predicted model, not a curated record. Gene Ontology annotation, biological process: protein adenylylation. Lineage: Eukaryota; Viridiplantae; Streptophyta; Magnoliopsida; Fabales; Fabaceae. Gene Ontology annotation, molecular function: AMPylase activity.